GACUGCAAAAUUUGCUGAUUAAAAAAAAGUUUUUUAAUUUGUAACAGUUGAUACAAGAUGGUUGUACAAAGCGAAAUAAAUUACAAGUGUAGUCUCAGUAAAGAAACGCAGAAAAUUGCCUUGGAGGAAUUGCGCGAAGAUGAGAACAUAAGAAACCAGUCAUUGGAGCAAUUUCGAGACUGGAUACUGAAGCACCCUUUUAUAAAACGGUGUCGGACUGAUCCUGGAUUUUUGCUCCGAUUUUUGAGAACCAAGAAGUUUAGUUUGCCCAUAGCACAAGCCAUGCUGGAACGCUACUUACACGCCAGACAAUUGUCCUCCGAAUGGUUUCAAAAUUUAGAUAUCAACGAUCCUGUUAUAGAAGCGAUUAUUGACUGCGGAUAUAUUGUUCCGUUGCUCGAAAGGGACCAGUAUGGAAGAACAGUCGUUUUGACGCGUAGUGCUCAAAUUGAUCCACACAAAUACACGAGUUAUCAGAUGGUAAGAGUCAAUACUUUGGCAUUUGAAGCAUUGAUAUCCGAUGAAGAGAAUCAAGUACGAGGUUACACGUAUAUAUACGACGAUGCUGGAAUAACUAUGAGCCACGUAAGCUUGUUAUCAUUCACAGAAAUUCGAAACGUACUUAGCUGGGUCCAAAAUGGGAUUCCGAUGCGACACAAAAUGUCAAUCCUGGUCAAUGUUCCGAAUUACGCCACUAAAGUUAUUGAAUUUUGCGUGUCGCUUUUUACUAACAAACAUCGAGAGAGAAUCACGAUUUGUACAGAUGUAGAGGAAUUGAAAAAAAAAUUCGAUCCCAAAAUUCUGCCCAAAGAAUACGGUGGUGAUGUACCACUUGCUGAUAUGAUUGCUGCAUUUAAGAAAAAAUUGCGUGAAAAACGUGAAGAGUUAAUAGCUCUUGAUGAUAUGUACAUAGAAGUGUCACAAAAAAACGCGUCUUCACUUACGGAUAUUUUUGGUAGUGUUUCUGGCUCAUUCCGAAAACUUGAAGUUGAUUAAAAUAUUAAUUAACUAUAUAUUGAAUGUUAUUAAGUAAAAAAUCUGUUAAAAAUUACAAGUGUAUAUUUAAUGAAAAAUAAAUUAAAAA
This is a messenger RNA of Cotesia glomerata, 1084 nucleotides long. RefSeq names its product clavesin-2-like. The coding region runs from base 58 to 996 and encodes 312 amino acids. Gene Ontology annotation, molecular function: phosphatidylinositol bisphosphate binding. Gene Ontology annotation, cellular component: membrane. The transcript has 4 exons. Lineage: Eukaryota; Metazoa; Arthropoda; Insecta; Hymenoptera; Braconidae. The record is from RefSeq and is a predicted model, not a curated record.